UUGGGUAACGUUCCACUUGCAGCGUCGACGUCGACGAGCCUCGUAGGACAACAGUCAGCGGGCCAGCCAGGACUACCUGUGCUCAGGUUAUGUAUAAAGUUUUCUGUGAAGUCCAGAACUGAGAGCGAGCUGAGGACUAACACUCUUACUGAUGGAGGCUGUUCUAACCUUCGAUGGGGACAAUGACAUGUCCUAUGAGGAGAGCGACUCGCCACUACCCUCUUCAUUCAAUCUCGCAGACUUGCGUCGCCUCCUAAGAGGACAGCGAGCCAUCUGGCCAGCCGUGCGUAAACUCUGGAGCCCUCCAGGACAUACAGGCAACUAUGACCUAGAGCAGAGCAGACAAGAGCAGGAGGACUACCAAGUCGAGAGGUACAUCAUCCCCAGAGACACAGAGGCUGCUCUGAAUUUCAACACCAAUGCCACCUCCAGAGGAGACGCUCAGGCCUAUGUGGAGCUGAAUGAGUUGGUAGGGGGUGUCUGGCAGGAGACAGGUCGUUGGGUGGGCUAUGAGGAGAGUUAUAAUACUGCCACCGGGAUCUGGGGCUCAUCCCACAUCUCCUACCUCACCUUCAGCAGCCUCCUCCAGAUCCGCCGCCUCAUGAGCUCAGGGGCGGUGCUCUUGGACGUAGAGGAGAUCAGUCUUACCGGCAUCGCCGAAAAGGUGGCAGACGAACUUGUGGCAAAGCAGGAGAUUCGGUCCGGUGACCGCAACAACCUGGUGGCCGCGCUGCUCCGGAAGCGCAGCCAGACUGAAGGAGCCACUACAACCGCCGAUGGAGCCAUCCAGCUGCAGACCUUUUCUGUUACCAAGCGGAGAGAUGCAUCUGACCAUUUGGAAGCCUCUAUUGUUCUCUCAGGCGUGGUGGACUUCCUGCAGAAGCCGACGGUGGCGUUUGUUCGUCUGCGGGACUCUGUGGUGAUGGAGGGCAUGCUGGAGGCUCCAGUGCCCGUUCGCUUUGUCUUCAUUCUGGUGGGACCUCUGACGGGGAACCUGACUUACCACGAGAGCGGGCGCGCCAUGGCAGCGCUGAUGGCUGACUGGGUGUUUACUCUGGAGGCAUACUUGGCUCAGAACGAGAAAGAGCUGACCAAUGCCAUGGCUGAUUUCAUGGACUGCAGCAUCUUAAUCCCACCCACUGAGAUUCAGGACGAGGCUAUGCUUAAGCCAAUCAUUGGCUUCCAAAAGAGGAUGUUACGCAAUAGGCUCCGCCCCAUGGACAGACGCAUUGCAAUUGGCGGACCCAAAGCUGCAGUGGGGACGGGACAGCCGGCCGAGGAUCCGCUGGCGCGUACCGGCUACCCCUUCGGCGGUUUGGUUAAAGACAUAAAGCGCCGUUAUCGCCGUUACCUCAGCGACUACACGGACGGACUCAACAUCCAGGUUCUGUCGGCCAUCAUCUUCAUCUAUUUCGCCGCUCUUUCUCCCGCCAUCACGUUCGGUGGACUGUUAGCGGACAAGACGCAGCACAUGAUGGGCGUGUCUGAGCUGAUGAUCUCCACCUGUGUUCAGGGCAUCAUUUUCUGCCUGUUUGCCGCUCAACCCAUCCUGGUCAUUGGUUUUACUGGACCCCUUCUUGUGUUUGAGGAAUCCUUCUUUCAGUUCUGUGAUGGCAACGGCAUUGAGUACAUCGUUGGCCGGUGCUGGGUGGGAUUGUGGCUAAUAGUCAUCGUCCUGAUCAUUAUGGCCGUAGAGGGCAGUUUCCUGGUCCGCUUCAUCUCGCGCUUCACCCAGGAGAUCUUCUCCAUCUUGAUCUCGCUGAUCUUCAUCUACGAGACGUUCGCCAAGCUGAUGCGGAUUUUCCAAGCUCACCCUCUGAUUCUGAACUACGAGCACUUGAACAAGUCGGCCGACGAUCCUUUCCAUCUGGUGGAGGAGAAAAAAGUGGCCGAGGAUGAACACGGGAAUGUAACGGAGCUGACGCAUUACCGUGAGCGAGCCUAUCCCAACACCGCCCUUCUUUCUAUGUGUCUCAUGUUUGGCUGCUUCUUCAUCGCCUACUUCCUGCGACAGUUCAAGAACGGAGUCUUUCUGCCUGGUCCGAUCCGUCGUAUGAUUGGAGAUUUCGGAGUCCCCAUCGCGAUCUUUAUCAUGAUCGCUAUAGACAUCAGCAUCGAGGACGCCUACACACAGAAACUGGUGGUACCCAAAGGGUUAACUGUGUCCAACACCUCAGCCAGAGGCUGGUUCAUUAACCCACUGGGCGAGAAGAAGCAAUUCCCCAUCUGGAUGAUGUUUGCCUGCGUGGUGCCAGCGCUACUUGUCUUCAUCCUCAUCUUCCUCGAGUCCCAGAUCACCACGCUGAUUGUGAGCAAGCCUGAACGUAAGAUGGUGAAAGGAUCAGGGUUCCACUGGGACCUGUUCCUUCUGGUCACUAUGGGAGGAGCGGCCUCCAUUUUCGGGGUCCCCUGGCUGAGUGCCGCCACGGUGCGUUCCGUCACCCAUGCCAACGCCCUCACGGUCAUGACCAAAGGUCCUAAACCAGAGAUUGAGAAGGUCAUCGAACAAAGGAUCAGUGGUAUUAUGGUAGCUGUCAUGGUUGGCAUAUCCAUCCUCAUGGAACCAAUCCUGAAGAUGAUUCCUAUGACUGCCCUGUUUGGAAUCUUCCUCUACAUGGGAAUAACGUCUCUGAGUGGAGUUCAGCUAUGGGACCGUAUGCUCCUCCUGAUUACCCCCAAAAAAUACCACCCCUCUACCGCCUAUGCCACUAGGGUGCCGACGAUGCGGAUGCACCUGUUCACCUUGAUACAGGUCGUGUGUCUGGGGCUUCUGUGGGGGGUGAAGUCCAGCCCCGCCUCCCUCGCCCUCCCCUUCGUCCUCAUCCUCACUGUCCCCCUUCGCAUGGGGAUGACCGGACGCCUCUUCACCGUCAUGGAGAUGAAAUGCCUUGAUGCAGAUGAUGCAAAAGUGACAUUCGAGGAGGAGCCAGGAACAGAUGUGUACGACGAGACGCCGCUUCCAUAGAUACCUGAAAAUGACCUUUCACCUUUCAGAAACUCUCGGAAUGAGAAGCUAUGCUUUAUUGCCAAUCUGUGCCAAUCUACAAUUAUUAACUGAUCAUACAAUAAAAAAACCACAAGCAGUCUAUUUUUUUUUUUUUUACAGUUUUGUACAUUCAAGUAUUUUGUAAUCGUAUGUCGUGCCUCGCAAACUCUCUCAGGUAUAAUUUUAACCCCAUAGUAUUGUUGUUGUUGUUGUUGUUUUUUACUGUCCGGCCUCUGCUAUUGUUAUGCUUCAAUCAGUCUUUCAUAUUCCAUAGGUAUUUCUUAACUAUACAAUGAAUCAAAUACUUGUGCCUUCAAGUGACAUUUUAUCAGCCAACUGUUGCGGGAACAUUACAGUACUUUGCCCUUUCUUUUCAUGUCUUCUCAUUUAUUAUGGGUCUUUAGUUACUUUACUUUAGUUAUCUUUAAAUGUGUGCACGUGGCGUUCAUUUUGUCUUUUUUGAUGGAUACAUGUGCUUUCGUUCUGUGUUAUUUUGACCUGGAUGCUAUAGCCAUAAUCCAUAGCUAUGAGAAAGUGUGUGACUCAGAUUUAAGCCAGAAAGGAACAGCAAUGUUUGAGUUGUAUGCAAACUGAUUUAUAAGCUUAUAUCAUUAUCAGUGUAUGAUGUGACUGCUAUUGAAAGUGACAAUUAAUCUUUGUCUGAAUGAAGUUCUUGCUACGACAGUCAAUUUCAAGGAAAGAUCCAUAUCCAUAAAUACAGAGGACCAUGAGUUGUUUUACGACUAGAAUCAUGUUUUUGACAAGUCUGUAACUUAUCAUUAUAAUUGACUGGAUUGGGAUGAAUGUACAUUUGCUUUGUUUGUAAUAUCACUGUGUGCGAUCAUGUUUAAAUUGUGAACAUCAUCUAUCUUA
Molecule: messenger RNA, 3859 nt
Organism: Chanos chanos (milkfish)
Lineage: Eukaryota; Metazoa; Chordata; Actinopteri; Gonorynchiformes; Chanidae
Gene: slc4a1a
Product: solute carrier family 4 member 1a (Diego blood group)
Exons: 22
Coding region: 152-2965 (937 amino acids)
Biological process (GO): bicarbonate transport; regulation of intracellular pH; transmembrane transport
Cellular component (GO): basolateral plasma membrane; plasma membrane
Molecular function (GO): monoatomic anion transmembrane transporter activity; bicarbonate transmembrane transporter activity; solute:inorganic anion antiporter activity
Source: RefSeq, a predicted model, not a curated record